AUGUCCACGGCUUCGCCGACCGCGUUCUUGACAUGGGCUAUGCUUUCGUGCUUGUUCCUAAUCUACUUGAUAUACCAUCUCUGGAGCUACGACAGGUUUCGCUGUCUCCUAUGGAACUCAGGUCGCCAACCAGGCGCGUUCAAACGCGUAAUGACAUAUUCAUAUCUUUUGACGACACCACUUCUUCUCGUUUUCAGUGUCGGAAUAUGCAUACUCAAGUAUCGAGAAGGCUUUCUUCUCAUACCCAACCCCAUCCAGCCGGAGUCCGGCGGGGAACAACAUAUCCCGCUACUUCCUCCAACAACAUCUGUAGGGCUCUCGACCCCAACACCUGUCGUGCUCUGGAGCCCCGAGCAUAAGCGCGCAUUACUUGCCAUGUACUUCGUCUUCAGUAUAGGCUGGGCCCUCGAGCAAGUUACUCAUUUUGAAGAGCUUGCCUUUUGGCUAUUCCUACUUGACCAAAAACAGGAGAAGCGGAGCUGGUUCGAGAGCUGGGAGUAUCGGCUAUGGUACUGCAGUUGCGUAGUGUCCAUCCUCGGCAUGCCCCUCACAACGCUUGUCACACGCAAUGACCUUGAAACUACAGACGCCUGGACAUUUUUGGUUGGCGCUGCGGCGUCUACGUUGACGAACAUCGUGUUCGUAUAUGUUCUCUUCCGCUUUCCGGCGUUCCUCCGACACGUUAAGCGUGAGGGUGCCGAGCCGGACGUGGUCGUCCGUCUCUCGAUGUUCUACGAGAUGAAUCUGGUCCGCGUAGUCUUCCGGUUCGCGGUAUCCUUGCCGCUGUUUGUUCUUGCGAUAGACGGCGUCCAGGGAGAUCAUUCCAUCAGCAACAGCGUGUUCUGGACAGACUUUCUACUCAUGGUUGCCGCGAUUGGACAAUUCGUGUCAUCUGCUAUUACGCUCAUGAUAUUCUUCCCACGCACGCAGCAGACCCAGUCAUUCCAAGGCGCACCCUCGAACCGCUCAUCGUACUAUCCUCCAGGAGUGGCAUCUCCGACGUAUUCAGUCCAUGCGACCCCGACGUACCCACCGACCGCAGCAACUUCGCCCAGCAGUACAAGCCCUCCACAACCGCCACCGUUCCUCUUCCGCCCCUCUCGCCCGUCACUUCAGCGCGACCUGAGCAUCGGAUCCGCUCGUACUCCGGCGCCUUCGGAGAUCCUCUCGCCCAUCUACCGCGAAGAAGGCGUGCCGAUCCCUGACGAAGAUCAUGACGAAGAGGCUCCGAGCUACUUUGACACCGUGGGCAUGCAUCGUCGCCACAAUCGUCGGGGGAGCACGAGCAAGGGCGUUGACUUCGACCUUCCUGAAGAGGACGAGGAUCUGAAUAACGGAGACGGGAGCGAGAUCCCGUUACCCAGACUCAUGCGAACUGAGACUGUGCCCAGCAGCACUGCCAGGUUCGUGGGACGGGAGAUGCGCGCCAGUCGGCACGCGAGUGCGGCGUCAGGCUCAAGUCUGCAUCCCUAUGUCGCUGGCUUCACUUCUCCCAUAGAUCUCGCGAGCGUAUCGCGUUCACGGCUCUCAGGACACAUCUCGGGGCGACUCGCCUAG
Molecule: messenger RNA, 1557 nt
Organism: Peniophora sp. CBMAI 1063
Lineage: Eukaryota; Fungi; Basidiomycota; Agaricomycetes; Russulales; Peniophoraceae
Source: the annotation of a GenBank genome assembly